UGUUUAUGCAUCCAUCUAAUAACGUUCUUGAGUACCUACUGUGUGCCAAGCUCCACUGAGACCUUCUGGAUUCAAGAGUGAAUUGAGGCCCCUAGCCUCAAUUUUUUGGACUUCAAAGUCAGAUGUAUAUGGGUUUGAAUGCUCAUAUCUCCACAUAGUAGCUCCGUGUGACUAUGGACAGAUUACUUAACCUCUCUGUUUCCUCGUCUGUAAAGUGAAGAUAUUUUGUGAAGGUUCCAUGAGAUGAGGUCCGUUGAGUAACAGUAAGUGCUUUAAAAGCAUUCCUUUCCAUCUUUUCUCCCCUUGUUUCUCUCCAUACUAGAGCUGAUAAAGAAAGUUUCUGAGACUUUCACUGGUGAGGGGUUUUCUCAAAGCCUCCAGAAUGCGUCUCUCUGCCCUGCUGGCCUUGGCAUCCAAGGUCACUCUACCCCCCCACUACCGCUAUGGGAUGAGCCGCCCAGGCUCCCUGGCAGAUAAGAGGAAGAACCGUCCAUGGACCAGGCGGCGCCCAGUGGCUGUGGAACCCAUCUCUGAUGAAGACUGGCAUCUAUUCUGUGGGGACAUGGUGGAGAUCCUAGAAGGCAAGGAUGCUGGGAAGCAGGGCAAAGUAGUUCAAGUUAUCCGCCAGCGAAAUUGGGUGGUCCUGGAGGGGCUGAACACACAUUACCGUUACAUUGGCAAGACCAAGGAUCACCGGGGAACCAUGAUCCCUAGUGAAGCCCCCUUGCUUCACCGCCAGGUCAAGCUAGUGGAUCCUGUGGACAGGAAACCCACUGAGAUCGAGUGGAGAUUUACUGAGGCAGGAGAGCGGGUUCGAGUCUCCACAAGAUCAGGAAGAAUUAUUCCCAAACCUGAGUUUCCCAGAACCGAUGGCAUUGUCCCUGAAACAUGGGUUGAUGGCCCCAAGGACACAUCGGUGGAAGAUGCUUUAGAAAAAACUUAUGUUCCUCGUCUAAGGACACUGGAGGAAGAGGUGAUGGAGGCAAUGGGGAUCCAGGAAACCCGGAGACACAAGAAAGUCUAUUGGUAUUGAGCCUGGGGACAGCAGCUUCUCCUUGUCAUUGACUUGAAGGCUGAGGCACACCUUCCUCAGACACCAAUAAAGAGCACUAGCCUUGUGUGC
Castor canadensis (American beaver) is the source of this 1123-nucleotide messenger RNA. The record is from RefSeq and is a predicted model, not a curated record. NCBI's taxonomy places the organism in Eukaryota, Metazoa, Chordata, Mammalia, Rodentia, Castoridae.